AUGGCUUCUAUCGCGAUCCGCAACGCCCUCCCUUCACCGACCCGUCUCAUUCGACCAACAAUGUCUGGAUUGCAGCAAAUACGACACCAGACCCAAACGCGCGGGAUUUCGUUCUCAUCAUACCUCGUCUCUCCGAAGGAGCUUUCUGAAGCUCUGAAGAAGAACCCGACUACAAAGAUCUCUACAUCUCCUCGUGUGAUCCCCCUCUGCGCUGCGUGGUUUAUGCCGAAUGACCCGGAAGGGCGCACAGGAAUUGACGUCUUCCGCAAGCAUCGCAUACCCCAGGCACGGUUUUUCGACCUGGACGCUAUCAAGGACAAUGAGUCUCCUUAUCCACAUAUGCUCCCCACGGCAGAGACAUUCGCCGAGGCCAUGAGUGAGCUUGGCAUCCGACGUGAUGAUGAGGUGGUGGUUUACGAUACAGAGGAGCUUGGUAUCUUCAGUGCUCCGCGGGUUGGCUGGACCUUGCGGGUACUUGGGCAUCCCAAGGUGCAUAUUCUCAAUAACUACCGACUUUGGAUUCGGGAGAACUACCCUACGGAGACCGGAGCGCUUUAUCAGCCGGAGAAGACGAAUUACCCUGUCCCUAGCUACGACUCGAAGCUUGUGAUUCCUUACCUCGAGCUGAAGGAAAUUGCCAAGGAACACCGCAAGGAGGGUGCGAAAGAAGUUGAGAUCUUGGACGCCCGAUCCUACGGUCGCUGGGCAGGAAAAGAUCCAGAGCCACGCCCCGGGCUGGCCUCGGGACAUAUUCCAGGCUCCAAGAGCUUGCCAUUCCAGGAAUUGCUGGACCCCGAAACCAAGGCCUUCCUUCCUCCAUCGGAGCUCCGCAAAAUUUUUGAAGAACGUGAGCUCGAUGCGACCAAGUCCAUUAUCAGCUCCUGUGGUACUGGUGUGACGGCCACCAUCCUCGAAACAGCUUUAGGACUAGCAGAAUUCGGAGCGCCUAGUCUACGAAGGGUAUACGAUGGCAGCUGGACUGAGUGGGCACAGCGAGUGAAGCCAACAGAUGGCCUGAUCAAGAAAGCCGGUUGCCCAGCCGGCGAUUUUUUGAACACCAUGUCCACCGGACGCAAGGUCUUCCACUGUGCCGUGGAUGAGACGGCAUUGACUACCAACAUCAGCGAAAUCAAAAAAUGGACAACAAAUGGGGCGAUUACUCUUAUUGUUCCUCUCUACACUCUGGAACGCCUCCACGCACUGAAAAAAGCCGGAUCCCAGGUCGCCAUCAACGCCCGAGAAGCUGUGCGUUUCCUUGACCGCGUUACCUCCGGAAAAGAUAAUGUUGCCGCCGAGAGGAUCGUUUUGCAAGGGCCGAUGGAGCAGUACGAAGAUUGGUCUGAAGCCGAGAAGUUUUUCCUACCGGAGUUUGAGGAAGAGCCGGAGGCCGCCAAUGGACCCGUGAGCGCAGGCGAGCGAAAUUUGCGGCGCGAGAAGCGAGAGGAAAAGUUUAGACAUCAGAAGAAAAACACCGCCGCACCGGAUGAUCUAUCGCAAAUGCUUCUCAGCAAGUUGAAUUUCAAGAAAGAUGCGGAUGCCGUUUCGAUAACCUCCACCGGUACCCAUAGUGCCCCAGCUUCCCGACCGUCUUCUAGGAGCUCGCGGACUAGCCCCGAAUGCGCAAAUGACCAUACAAUUGUGAACGGCGAGGAGCCUGAAGAACCAAAGCCCAAGCGUGCUUUAGGACACCGCCGCACCGCAUCUGGGUCUACUAUUCCGGUGGUUCCCCCCGUGCUCCGACCAUUGCUUAGUGCGCUUCUCUGGCGGUUGCAUAGCGGCCCCGAUGCGUCACAUGCUGCCAAAACUUGCAUCCUAAUCACCAACGAUCGCCCGACCCAGAUCUGGACCCAGAAGUUUGGCAUCGGAGUCAAGAACAUUCAUCAGCUGCGGACCUCGAUCCAGUACGAAGAGCGGGAAUACAAGAAUCGAUGUAAAUACGUCGAGAAAACCCAGAUCCAGCCCACGGAACCCAAGUCUUUGCUAUCCUACGAGGAAGAAAGCGACGAGGAUGAGCUCGUCUUCGUCCCUCGCGGCCGCGGAAAAGGUGCCUCGAGAGGUGGAGGCUCUCGUGGAGGCGGGAGCAACCGCAAGGCUUCGACUAUACCAGCAGCCGGAACGGCAACGGCAGCAGCAAUAACCAAGUCUGCUGCACCACCGUUGGAAAACACAAUGGAAAUUCCCACGCAGCCGAUCGAUCCUAACUCCUUCAGUCGAUCCCUUGGUGGCAACCCCAAGAAGCAGCCCCCGGUUGACCUCAGUUCUCAGGCUGGUGCCUCACGUGGCAUUGCCGGUGCCUCGCGCAAUCACACCAACAGUCGUCGGGGUGCUUCUCGUGGGCCAUCUCGUGGCAGUGCCCGUGGUCGUGGUAAGCUCUGGGUUCCUUGA
Messenger RNA from Aspergillus ochraceoroseus IBT 24754, 2385 nucleotides. RefSeq lists its product as uncharacterized. Gene Ontology annotation, cellular component: mitochondrion. Gene Ontology annotation, biological process: transsulfuration. NCBI's taxonomy places the organism in Eukaryota, Fungi, Ascomycota, Eurotiomycetes, Eurotiales, Aspergillaceae. Gene Ontology annotation, molecular function: thiosulfate-cyanide sulfurtransferase activity. The transcript has 4 exons. The coding region runs from base 1 to 2385 and encodes 794 amino acids. The record is from RefSeq and is a predicted model, not a curated record.